UAACUGUCUCCCAGCCGUCUGUUGUGGUCAAAUAUCGAUCGGUGACUUAGCAGUGGCUAUACAAACACGGAAAAUGUUUUCUACUGCUUUUAAGCAAUACUUGAAAGUGUUUAUAAGCUUCUAUUAAUAGUUUGGUACCAUAUAUACAAGUUCUUCCUGGGGGUGCUAACAAAGAAAUUUGAAACUGCACAACUUUAGGGAGUUCAGUAGUUUAUAAUUAUUCAGACCUUUUCUUUUCUUUUUUUAUUGCAGUCACAGCGGAGCGCCUGUCACAAUUGAGGUAAAUAUAAAUGUUAAUGGCGACUUCGAAGUCGUUUUACUGCAGAAACCUUCCCAAAUGUCUGGUUGAUUAUCGUUCUAAUGAAUCCAAAGUUCGACUUGUUCGCAGUUUAUCAAAGGGAACAGCCGUUCCUUUUCUCUCUCUCUCCUCGUGCUUUAAUACCCAGUCUGAGCCGGCCUUUUGUGGACUGUCCACGCUUGCUAUUAUCUUAAAUUCACUGAGAAUCGACCCUCAAAGACUUUGGAAGACUCCAUGGAGGUGGUUUUCAGAGGAGCUUUUACAUCGCUGCCGUCCUUCAGAGGCCGUUAAGAACCGUGGUGUCACAAUGGAAGAGUUUCAGUGUCUUGCAGCUUGUAAUGGAGCCUUAUGCAAGUUAGUCAGACCAAAAGGCAACGAAAAAGACUUCAAAAUGUUUUCAAAGGCACUUUUCUGUACUUGUACUGGAGGCAGAAACUUAAACUGUGAGAAGAAAGACUUGAACUGCUACGAACGAGAGAAUAUCACUUGCGAAAGUGAGAAUUUUGAUGAAGAGAAUCCAAGUACAUAUAUGGCAAUAUCAUUUAACCGCAAGGUCCUGAAUCAGACAGGCACUGGCCACUACAGUCCAGUCGCUGCCUAUGAUGAGGAAUCUAACUCUGCUUUGAUUCUGGAUACUGCUAGGUUCAAGUAUCCACCAUACUGGGUUUCUUUGCAAGUUCUUUUUCAGUCUAUGCUUGCUGUAGAUGACACAACCGGGAAAAGUCGUGGUUAUUUCUUGAUUACUCCAAAAAAUGAAUUUCAAGGUAGACGUGUUUGCUGUGUUUGGAAAGAGCUACAUGCUUCAUAGUGAAAAGGAGAACUUCACCCAAUGUGCAGGUUAAAACAGACAUAUAAAUUUGUCUUUUUAAAGGAUCAAGGACAAUGUCCUGUAUACAGUGUUUGCCUUCAAAAUAUGGAGUUUAGUUUGUCAAACAUUUGAUAUAUGUUGAUAUUAUAAUAGUGGUCCCAAUUAUGCCGUAAAAUUCAUGCCUUGUAAGGUCAGUACUUUAUGUAAAACCUCAUGAAUUGGCACUACUACUAAAAUCUCUUAAAGGUUUUAGUGUUAGGGUUAGGCUUGUUAUAGGGUCUUUUAUAAGUUAAGGACUAACCCCUACCAGUCUGCAAAGUCUCCAUGAUAAUUUAUUCAGGUAAAUACUAAUACAUUUAAAACUCAGGCUCCAUGAGUUUUCUCCUGUAAUAUAUCACCUGAUGAAA
This is a messenger RNA of Exaiptasia diaphana, 1513 nucleotides long. Its product is annotated as glutathione gamma-glutamylcysteinyltransferase. The transcript has a single exon. Lineage: Eukaryota; Metazoa; Cnidaria; Anthozoa; Actiniaria; Aiptasiidae. The coding region runs from base 291 to 1106 and encodes 271 amino acids. The record is from RefSeq and is a predicted model, not a curated record. Gene Ontology annotation, biological process: detoxification of copper ion; phytochelatin biosynthetic process; response to metal ion. Gene Ontology annotation, molecular function: metal ion binding; glutathione gamma-glutamylcysteinyltransferase activity.